ACCACCACCACCACACCUCUCUGGUCUCCCGCAUGAAGCUGCUCUCCAUUCUUCUGGACACCAGCUGGGUUAUCUCAGCAGACAGGAUCAGUGCCCGGUGAUUGCCAGCAACCUUUUUGGAAAGCCCUUCAUUGAAAAACAGGAUGAGUACAAAUACAAAGGUGUAUCUAAGGAGAUCAGCUUUAGAACCAGACCCUGCAACAAAUGAUGUGGAGAAAGAAAAGAUGGAAGUUGCUUCAGAGCUAGGCAGCCCAACUUGGAAUGAUGAGAACAUGGGAUUUAUUGAAAGAGGUUUUAAAACCAUGCUAAGCAUUCGGAAAUCAAAACGAAAGAACGAGAAAGAACAGGAAGGCACUGGCACCUGGAGAAGAAGACUACUUUCUUUUCAAUUCCCCAAGAGCUCUGAGGAGAACAAAACUGAAAUACUUGAUGGUUUGGAAGAGAUUGUUGAUAAAACAGAAACAGAGCCCACUGAAGGAAAGCCUCUUUCAGUAAUGGAAAUCAAUGAACUUAUUCAGAAAAAGCAACUUCUGGAAGCAUUUGCAAGCAUCAAGUACAUGGAAGAUGAGACGAUAGCAGAACGGGACGCAGACAAAUACAAGGAUAACCCCCAGGAAUUUUUGAGGAAAGCCAAGGAUGUGGAUUUACUUUACAGCUCUAUCACGAGCAUGAUCCAGUCCAUCGUGGUGGGAACACUAGAGAACCACACAGUGGAGGAGUCCACACUGACCUCCCUGGUGACAUUAAUUGCCCGUGAAGAGGCAGCUCAUCCUAAUACAGGCAAUGCUGCUGAUCCUGGGUCAGACUUGCUUGGAGCACCCAGAAAGUGGAGGGAGGAGUGGAGGGAAGCUGUUAAUGAGGGCACUAGAAAAAGAGUUCUGAGCAUACCCAUGGCAUCAAAGGAAGAAGAGAAAGCCUGGCUUGAUCUCCACUUAAGUUUUCUCCAGAAAUACCUGCUCGAAGACUUACUGAAAAUCAAGUCAUCAGUAAAAAAGUGCUACCCAGAGGAGUACCGGGUGUGUGAAGUGUAUGUGGAGGCUUUUCACAAUGCCAUCGCCUCACACUUGCAAGAUCUUUCACAGAGAUCGCUGGAGUUCAGUGAGCUCUACUCCUUGCUUGACUGGGUGGCCAACACCUACCACAGUGAACUCUUUCUUGGUCACUCUGAUCUCAAACCAGAAGUUCAGACAAAAAAUCUGUCCCUGCUGCUAACAACAGCGGACUGGGAUAGACUGAAUGAUGAUUACAUCACUUCUGUAAAGGAUAAAAUCAAGAGCUAUUUUGGAAACAUCCUGAUGCUGGAAGUGACGGAAAAGUGGGAGAAGGAAGUUCCCCCAGAAGUGAAGGAUAACCUGUACCAGUCCUCGCUUUCCUUUGACAUUCAGACGAUCAUCGGGGAGCACAUGAAGUUAUCUGAAGCCAUCAGUAAAAAGCUGAAAACAAAAACUCUUGAGCUGUGCCUGGCUGAGCUGCAUGAAUUCAUACCAAGGUUCGGGGAGGAGUUCCUGGAGUGGAAUGCAGUCCAUGACAGCCCCAUAUUUGCACCCUACUUUGCUGCCUACAUCAACAGCUUCCAUGACCUCUUGUCAGGCUUAGAAACAGUGUUCCAAGUCAACACUGAAGAACUGCAAAAGAUUUUGGCAGCUCUGAUAAAGAACUUCAGAAAUGUGUUUUUAAAUAAAUUAAGAACAAAAACACAGCCACUCCUCAAGAAAAUCCUAACCAAGGACUGGAUUUUGGCAAGAGAAAAGCCAAACUCAUUGGCGGCAGCAGUCUCGCAGUUCUCAGAGCACCUGCAGCACACAAGGCAGCCCCUGGGACAGGAACUUCUAUGCCAUGUUCAUAAGUACGUGGUAAGGGAAUAUAUUGUGCAGAUCAUCAAACCCAAGAAGAAAAUGAAUGGAGAGAAACGGCAGCAAGUGAGCGAAAGGAUAAACCAGGAAGCCAAAAUCCUUAAUAACGCUCUCAUUGAUCAUGGCUCAGACUCCAGCUGGCUCCUUCCUGCUAUAAGUCACAUCGCCAAUAUCAUUGGAGAGAAGAGAAAAGACAGGAUCAAGGAGUACGUCAAGGAACUGACUCAGGAUUACCCGGACAUCAGGAAGGAGCACAUCAUGGCCAUCCUCGCAGUCCGGGGCCUGGGCUUCACCAGCAGAAGGAUGAUUUUUCAGCAAGGCUUUCAUCGUGAACUGCAGAGUUCUGACAACGAGGAUGGCAACACGCUCUUUGCUGAAAUCGAAGUGCCGGCAAUCGUCAACUGCUUCUAAAACACAACCAGCACAGAAGCCAGCAGCCUCCCUCCUCCUAUGCUGCCUCUACAGCAUAAUCAAAAAGCUGCUACCUCUCCUCAACAAACACAACAUUUAACUGCUGUGGGAAAAGGGACCUGGGGAUGCAGAAACUGAAGGCAACAGACACACCAAGCACCUUACCUGCUGCAAGUGCCCCUGGGCACCAGCAUCCACCCCAUGAUCAACAUAUGGGUUUCACUGCUGGGAGGCAUACUUGAUCCAAGGCUGAGUCUGUUUUCAGUAAAGAGAACCAAAAGGAGUAUAUGCAGGGCUAUAUUAAGGCUUGGACUGUGUGGUGUAUAAUUACACAGCAGAAGAGUAACAACCUCCUUCACAAUUAGUGUCCCUGAGCAACCCCAGAGCAGACCUUGGGCAGUGAUGUGGAACUGCCCAGACCUUAUUUUCUCCCUAGUGAACCAGCUGAGCGAGCUGACAUGGUGCAAGGUCAGUGACAUUGCGCUCUGAUACACCUGACUGAGGGAGGUAGCCUGGGAGGGUAACCAAACCCUCUCUUCAGACACACAGUGCACAGACUACUGCCCACCAGGACAAGCCCCACAGCCUUCGUCCCUCUGGUGUUUCAGCAGAGUCUGCAAGUCCUCAUGACCCAGGGGAGAAGGACCACACUUUUGCAUGCUUGGAUGUAUUUUAACCUGGCAUAGUCUGAUUGCUAUAUGAAACUAUAUGUGAGGUAGACAGGAAUGGGAUGAGACCCUCCUCCAGCAUCUAGCAUCAGCAUCACCCCAUUGACUGCUUUAUCUGUGAAGGACCUGAAGUGUUAUGCGCAGCGUCUGUAGGGCAGGCUGAAAGAAACAUUCAGUAACCCACAACUGUACUAAUCUGAUUUUACUUAAUCCAAUUUAUCCUGUAGGUUGUCUCCUGUGGGAAUUAAUCCAAGACUGUGCAGAAACAUGUUUAAGGUCUACCAAUUAAUGUGAUAAACAUGGACAAGGCAUAGCCCUGUACACCAGUUUGUCUGCUGCUUAGAUCUGUGCUGAGCCUCUUCCUUUUCCUGUGCUUCUGUUUUCACCUGAAUAAUUCAGCCUAUGUGACUAGCUGGUGAUAAACCAAGGGGGUGCUCUGAUGGUUAGGAGAUUCAGUGUACCCUUAAUCUGCAAUCAACACAUGAAAAAAUUCUAAGGCAGAUUUACUAACUCAAGGGAGUGUCUGGGCAGAAGGAUGCUAGGAUGCUAUGCUUUCUGAAAUAAGCUGCUUCUAUUCAGCCCUGCUCUGUGAACCAUCCCCUUUUCAUUAGGAGCAUAUUUUGCAUUCUAAUAAAACAGAAGUCUCCUAGGGCUUUUAUUGUGAAACACAUUUCUCUUGUAGAAAGUGCCAAUGAACUCAGUUUAACCCCAUUAACUUCCUCUGCCUGUUGCAACCUGUGCUUUCCACCAUGAGUCUUCAUCCUACCCCAGAGCACAGCUCUGUAUUCAAUGCCAUGGCAAACACAGUUCACUCCUGCCCUGGCUAUGCCCAGUGUGUGUAAAGGCUUCCUUGAAAGUAUCAAAGUAGACAGAAUAGACAAGUUCUGGCCGGGUUUAGCUUUGGGGGGAGAUCUGGCACAUUUCACAGUGCCGCAUGAAUGAUGAGAGAUUUUUGUUUUGGAGCUCUUCACUGUUUUGCAAUUCUGUUUGCUUCCAGUUUGGUGUAAAAAGUAAUGCUUUUAGUCUUCUUGUUCCAGACACCAGAACUGGCAGCCAGGGUGACUCAUGGGCUGCAGUUUGUCAUCCAAGACAGGCUUUGGGGUGCUCAAGUUGUCCUCCCUGGACAAGGCCCUACACUCAACCAGCCUCAGCCAGGCUCCCAGCAAGUAAGAAGGGGAUAAAACAAGACAACGCAGCAAAAGCACAGGAGUCUGCCCCAAGCUGGGGGUCUGAACCAAUUCCCUGACAUAUUCCAGAUGCCCUUUAGUGCAGCAGCAUUCCAGUAUUGAACUCCCUAUAGAGCAGUGCUCUUCAGCAGAGCUCUCCAUUGGGUUAACGUAACAAGGAUAUGGAUUGAGAGGAGGAUUCCAGAAUCACAUCCAUACUAUGCGCUGGGAAAUGUGACCUAACACCACCCAGCAAACACGAAUGGGAAGAAAACAUUAUUAUCUCAAGGGUGGGUAAAAAGUAAAGCUGUAUUUGUUUGUGGUUUAACAUUAGAAAUCGUUGCACAGUUCUCCACAGUGCUCAGUAAACAUGUAUUUUGCAAAUUUCUCCAGGAAAUCUUGUCACAGUGGGAUUCACAGCCACAAAGCCGGUCACUUGGGUUCCCUGUGUGCUGGUGUGGUCACACAGCAAGCACGGGCAGGUACAGCUGUGCUCUGCUUGACCCUGCUCUGAGCUUUCAUCACUUUGAAACAUUUUUAUGUAAUGCUGCUAAAUAUGAC
Messenger RNA from Lagopus muta (rock ptarmigan), 4659 nucleotides. It is a transcript of the gene EXOC3L4, whose product is annotated as exocyst complex component 3 like 4. NCBI's taxonomy places the organism in Eukaryota, Metazoa, Chordata, Aves, Galliformes, Phasianidae. Gene Ontology annotation, biological process: exocytosis; exocyst localization. The transcript has 12 exons. Gene Ontology annotation, cellular component: exocyst. Gene Ontology annotation, molecular function: SNARE binding. The record is from RefSeq and is a predicted model, not a curated record. Bases 144 to 2264 code for a protein of 706 amino acids.